AUGACAGAAAUUUUGGGUUUACGACGUCAAUCGACAGGGAAUGAAGUAAUUAAUUCAAUUAAAAUAAAGAAUAAUAAUUAUCGUUCAUUCACUCAAAGUGCCCAUCAAUCUAUAGAAAUUUGUGAACAAUUCAAUUCCUUCAAAGAAGAAAAUAAAAUAAUUAAAAAUAAUAAAAAUACUUCCUCACUUCCACAAAUUGAAAUAAAUGGAGUUAAUCAGGAAAAGGAAAUUAAUGAGGAAAAAAAAAACAAUUCUGAUAUUCAACAAAAUACAGAAAUUAAUUUAGAAAUUAAUUCUUUAAAUAAUCAAAAAGGAGAAGGGGAAUGUUUUGCAGCAAUCCCUUUAUAUUUUAAACAUAAAGCCCAAAAAGUUGAUUCACGCAAAAUAGCUGCCAAAAAACGUCUUGAAAGGGGCCAAACGACUAGCGGUUCUGAUAAUUCUUCACAAAAUGCCAAAAAAGUAUGCUAUUUAUUAAAUAUAUAUUUCUCUUUGAUUUUUUCCGAAAAAUACAAAUUAGCUAUGGAUUAG
This is a messenger RNA of Meloidogyne enterolobii, 528 nucleotides long. Lineage: Eukaryota; Metazoa; Nematoda; Chromadorea; Rhabditida; Meloidogynidae. The record is from the annotation of a GenBank genome assembly.